UGAUGUAAUUAUUUUAUUCCUGUUUGGACUCCAGGAAGUGUAGCUGCUGCCUUGGCAGGAGCUAAUGGGGAUCCUAAUAAAUACAAAAUGCAUCCCCUAAUUUCUGUGUCUUUUGUAUUUAACGUAAGGCUGUGUACAAUUCUACCGUCCCCCCGUUGUGUACCUUAACUCCCUAUCCUCUACGUGGUUUGAGCGAGCCUCCAUGCUGGUGAUCUUGUUGAACUGCGUCACCCUGGGCAUGUUCCAACCCUGUGAGGACCACGACUGUGAGUCGGAACGAUGCAAGAUCCUGGAGGACUUUGAUGACUUUAUCUUUGCGUUCUUUGCGGUGGAGAUGGUCAUCAAGAUGGUGGCGCUGGGCAUCUUUGGCAAGAAGUGUUAUCUAGGAGACACCUGGAACAGGCUCGACUUCUUUAUCGUACUGGCCGGAAUGCUGGAGUACUCUCUGAACCUGCAGAAUGUGAGUUUCUCAGCGGUGAGAACGGUUCGAGUUCUGAGACCCCUCCGAGCCAUCAACAGAGUACCUAGUAUGCGUAUCCUGGUGACCCUGCUACUGGACACCCUGCCCAUGCUGGGGAAUGUCCUGCUGCUCUGUUUCUUUGUCUUCUUCAUCUUCGGCAUCGUGGGCGUGCAGCUGUGGGCAGGGCUACUGAGGAACCGCUGCUUCCUGCCUGAGAACUUCUCACUUCCUCUGUCCGUCGAGUUAGGGAACUAUUACCACACGGAGAACGAUGACGAGAACCCCUUCAUCUGCUCCAUGCCCAGGGAGAAUGGCAUGCGUCUGUGUUCCUCUGUGCCCAUCCUGUAUGAGGAGGGAGGUCUCCAGUGCCAGAUGGACAUGAACUCCUACAACAGCACAGACAACACCACCUGUAUCAACUGGAACCAGUACUAUAGUAACUGCUCGGCGGGACACGUCAACCCCUUCAAAGGGGCCAUCAACUUUGAUAACAUCUGCUAUGCCUGGAUUGCCAUCUUUCAGGUGAUCACGCUGGAGGGCUGGGUGGACAUCAUGUACUUUGUGAUGGAUUCUCACUCCUUCUACAACUUCAUCUACUUCAUCCUCCUCAUCAUCAUUGGCUCUUUCUUCAUGAUCAACCUGUGUCUGGUCGUCAUCGCCACCCAGUUCAGUGAGACCAAGCAGAGGGAGAGCCAGCUGAUGAAGGAACAGCGCAUCCGUUUCCUGUCCAACGCUAGUACCCUGGCCUCCUUCUCCGAGCCGGGCUCCUGCUACGACGAGCUGCUCAAACUCCUGGUCCACGUCAUCCGCAAGGGGUGCAGGCAGGUGGCCCAUGUCUGCCGGGCCGUGAUGCGCCGUGCUGGGAUGAACAUCGCAGCCUCUCCCCCUGCCCUGGAGCGAGAGAGGGGGAGCCACAGAAGGAGGAGGAAGGCUUCCAGACAGGGUUCUGUGGUCUCUAGAAAAGGUUCUAUGUCCGUUCAUCACUUGGUUCACCAACAUCACCAUCAUCAUCAUCACUAUCACCUAGUGAAUGGGAGUGUGAGGGGGGGACUAGGGGGUAGGGGGGUGGAGGGGGUCGGGGGAGGAGUGGCGGACGUGGAGACGGGUUCACAUAGCAACAACGGUGGCGCUGGACGGCUCAUGUUGGGUCCUCCUCCAUCGACUUCUGACCUGAACUUGGCGACCCCGGCGUCACCAGCCAAUCCCGCGCUGGGCAUCAUGUGCCACACAGACUGCCACCUGGAGCCCACCACCCCCACUACCCUCGCUCCUACCCCUAGCCCCUUCUCCCUGGCACCCAUCCCCAUGUCCAGGGCUAUGAAGAGGAACUCUGUGCCCUUUGCUGCCCCCGGACCUAAGAACUACCCCACGCUACAGCCCAGGGCACUAAUGGAGUCUAGAAGUGGCAGUGUUACAGCUAGUACCAUCAGUAAUAUAAACCUCAACCUCAAUAUACCACCACUAACCUUGGAGAGGGGACCACAGAGUCUGGUGGACACACACACACCCAUGCCAGCCCAGCUAUCCAGCCGUGACCUGAGUGUCAUCGGAACCCUGGACCCCUCGUUCCCCUUUGACCCUGAGUCAUGCCCAUACUGUGCCAAGGCCCUGGCAGGGGAGUCAGAGGGCACGGACGGAAACGAGAACCCCGGGGACUCAGACAGCGAGGGCAUCUACGAGUUCACCCAAGACCUCCACCACAGGGACCGCAAGGACCGUCGGGACAGCCGUCAGCCCAGGAAGGGGCAGCGAAAGCUGGGUACCACGGCAGGGCGAGUGGUCCGGGCCUGGAGGCUGGUGUGUGACACCUUUAGGAAGAUAGUCGACAGCAAGUACUUCGGAAGAGGGAUCAUGAUCGCCAUUCUGAUUAAUACACUGAGUAUGGGGAUCGAAUACCACGAACAGCCCGAUGAGCUGACCAAUGCGUUGGAGAUCAGUAACAUCGUGUUCACCAGUCUGUUUGCCUUGGAGAUGUUACUCAAGGUGUUGGUCUAUGGGCCAUUCGGAUACAUCAAAAAUCCCUACAACAUUUUUGACGGAAUCAUAGUGGUGAUCAGUGUAUGGGAGAUCGUGGGUCAGCAGGGCGGUGGUCUGUCUGUGUUGCGUACCUUCAGGCUGAUGCGUGUGUUGAAGCUGGUGCGCUUCAUGCCCGCUCUACAGAGACAGCUGGUGGUGCUGAUGAAGACGAUGGACAACGUGGCCACCUUCUGUAUGCUACUCAUGCUCUUCAUUUUCAUCUUCAGUAUCCUGGGCAUGCAUCUGUUUGGCUGUAAGUUUGGAUCAGAGAGAGAUGGAGACACUCUACCAGACAGGAAGAACUUUGAUUCUCUGCUCUGGGCCAUCGUCACUGUGUUUCAGAUCCUAACUCAAGAGGACUGGAACAAGGUGCUGUAUAAUGGCAUGGCUUCCACCACUCCUGUGGCUGCUCUCUACUUCAUCGCCCUCAUGACCUUUGGGAACUAUGUCCUCUUCAACCUGCUGGUGGCCAUCUUGGUCGAAGGCUUCCAGACUGAGGGAGAAGACUCCAAGUCAGUGUCGGAGGCAGAUUUAUCCUCGAGGAGUAUGGAGGAUGAGAACGGCAGCAGAAAGGAUGUGUCUGGCUCCCCGGUCCCAAUAAACGGUCAUGUUGACCUGAAGACCAGUCUGACCCCUCCUCUGAUUACCCAUACUGCUGCCACCCCCAUGCCCGUUCCCAAGCUGCCCGCCGUGGGUGACCCUGCCCUGGGCUACGAGUCCCGACGCGGCAGCAAUGUCUCCAUGGACCUAGCCUCUUACGACAAGUCUCCGACCAGUGCCCGUAGCACCUCACCUUACACCCCGUGGUGCUCUGCCAGUGGCUGGACCAGCCGUCGAUCGAGCUGGAACAGCUUAGGCCGUGCCCCCUCAAUCAAACGAACAAGGCUUCAGUCUGGCGAACGGCGGUCGCUCCUCUCCGGCCAGGGAGGGUCCAGUUCGGAGGAUGAGGAGGGGGGAGGAGGGGGGACAUCGGAGGGGGACGAUGCAUCCCUGUGUCGUACUAACUCCAUGUCCCAGUCCCAGCCCAGACACAGGAGGAUGGAGUCGGUGGAGACCAGGGAGUCCAUAGACCUGGCCCCUGACACACUGCUACAGGUGCCCUACCUGUAUCGCUCAGCCAGUAUGCACAGCUCCAGACCCCCCUCGCUAGGAGGCCUGAGAGCCCCAGAACACAGUGACUGUAAUGGGAAGGGUACUUCGGCCCCUGGCGGGGCCCUGGCCCCUACACAGCUCUCCCUGGAGGACAACACGGAGGACGACGCAGCAGAGGAGGAGGUGGUCGUGGGUCAUUUUGCCAGGCUGUUAUGCUGGCUGGACAGGAAACAGCCAGAGUGGUGUCGACAGAGAGAUACCUGGUCCCUGUACAUAUUACCCCCAGACUCCAGGUUUCGGAUGGCGUGCAAUAAGAUAAUAACCCACAAGAUGUUUGACCACAUCGUUCUGGUCAUCAUCUUCCUCAACUGCAUCACCAUCGCCAUGGAGAGGCCGAGGAUAGACCCAUACAGCGUGGAGCGUAUCUUCCUCACGUUAUCCAACUACAUCUUCACAGCGAUCUUCGUGGCUGAGAUGACAGUCAAGGUGGCUGCACUGGGCUGGUUACUUGGUGAUAAGGCCUACCUGAGGAGCAGCUGGAACAUUCUAGAUGGGAUUUUAGUGAUGAUCUCAGCCAUAGAUAUCCUGGUCUCGUUGGUAUCGAACAGCAGCCCCAAGAUACUGGGCAUGCUCAGAGUGCUGCGCUUGCUACGGACGCUCAGGCCACUACGUGUGAUCAGCAGGGCGCCAGGUCUGAAGCUGGUAGUGGAGACUCUGAUGUCAUCUCUGAAGCCUAUAGGGAACAUCGUGGUCAUCUGCUGCGCUUUCUUCAUAAUCUUUGGUAUCCUGGGAGUACAGCUCUUCAAGGGGAAGUUCUUUGCAUGUCAAGGAGAUGACGUGAGAAACAUCACCAACAAGUCAGAUUGUAUAAUGGCCAACUACAAAUGGGUUAGACAGCAGUACAACUUUGAUAACCUGGCACAGGCUCUGAUGUCUCUCUUCGUGCUGGCUUCUAAGGAUGGUUGGGUGGAUAUCAUGUAUGAUGGAUUAGAUGCAGUGGGAGUCAACCAACAGCCACAGCUGAACUACAACCCAUGGAUGCUCCUCUACUUCAUCUCCUUCCUGCUCAUCGUCAGCUUCUUCGUGCUCAACAUGUUCGUGGGUGUGGUGGUGGAGAACUUCCACAAGUGUCGGCGCAGCCAGGAGGCCGAGGAGGCUAAGCGCAGGGAGGAGAAGAGACUGAAACGGAUGGAGAAAAAGAGACGGAGUAAGGAGAAGGAGCUGGCUGCUCAGAGUAAGCCUUACUACUCGGAUUACUCCCCCACUCGUCUCCUCAUCCACAAGAUGUGCACCUCCCAGUAUCUGGACCUCUUCAUUACCAUUGUCAUCGCACUCAAUGUCAUCACCAUGGCGAUGGAACACUACCAGCAGCCGAAGGAGUUGGACGAGGCGCUGAAGAUCUGUAACUACAUCUUCACCAUCGUCUUCGUCCUGGAGUCUGUCUUCAAGCUGGUGGCCUUUGGCUUCCGACGUUUCUUCAAGGACAGGUGGAACCAGCUGGACCUGGCCAUAGUGUUGUUGUCCAUCAUGGGCAUCACUCUGGAGGAGAUUGAGGUCAAUGCAUCCCUGCCCAUCAACCCUACUAUCAUCAGAAUCAUGAGAGUGCUAAGGAUAGCACGAGUGCUGAAGCUACUGAAGAUGGCAGUGGGGAUGAGAGCGUUGCUGGACACUGUCAUGCAGGCUCUGCCUCAGGUGGGGAAUCUGGGUCUUCUCUUCAUGCUGCUCUUCUUUAUCUUCGCAGCACUGGGAGUGGAACUGUUUGGUGAUCUCAUUUGUGAUGAGCUGCACCCGUGUGAGGGCUUGGGACGCUACGCUACGUUUAAGAACUUUGGCAUGGCCUUCCUGCUGCUGUUCAGAGUUUCCACAGGAGACAACUGGAACGGCAUUAUGAAGGACACCCUGCGAGACUGUCAACAGGAGAAUGCAGGCACCUGUUACAACACGGUGGUCUCUCCUAUCUACUUUGUCUCCUUUGUGCUGACUGCCCAGUUUGUCCUGGUCAACGUGGUCAUAGCCGUCCUCAUGAAGCACCUGGAGGAGAGCAACAAAGAGGCCAAGGAGGAGGCAGAGCUGGAGGCUGAACUAGAGCUGGAGCUCCAGCAUGGAGGAAGGGGAGGGGGAGGCAGUGGUAGAUCACCCCAGCUAAGCCCUCUGGCCCUGGGCAUGGAGGAGGGAUCUGGGGGCUCCCCCUGGAGGUCUCCAGAGAGGGAGAUCCAGAGGAGGGGAAAUGUGAUGGAUUCUCCCCCAGCAGAUAUCACUAGAAGAGACUCCAUACACAUCAGCACUGAUCCUCCGCUAAGCCUGGAGCCACCACUAGAGCGAAGAGCGAUGUUUGACUCGGUCUCCUCGGUGAUCCAGGGUUCGAUGGAGGGAGAGUUGAGUCUGAUGGACAACCUGUCAGGGUCAAUAUGUCACUACUACGCCCUGCCCCCACUACCCAGCAAGCACUGCAGUGACAAGAAGAUCCCUCUAGCGGAGAUGGAAGCUCUCUCUCUGACCUCCGACAAAUCCUGGUCCCUAGCUCUCACCGACGACUCCACCCCUGAUGAUAUUAACCCUCUCUUACUAACCAGUCUGGAGUCCAACGUGGAGUUACUUGAUCCUGAGGAGCCGUUGGAGGACAACCUGUUGAGUGUACGGAAGUCAGCGGUGGGCCGCACCCACUCCCUACCCAACGACAGCUACAUGUUCCUGCCUCUGGAGCCCUUCGGACCCCCAGGAGCCAGCCUGGCUCCUGGUUUAGCUCCAGUACUGACACAAGCUACAGGGCCACAGCACAUAGAGGCACUUAACAGGGCCCUGUCAGGCUCCAGUGCCUCGGUGCGGUCCCAACCAGAGGAGAGCUCCCAGCAGUUGGCUGUUCCUACAGACUUCUUCAGACCCAUCAGUCCUCACAGCCUCUCAGACUCAGAGAAUAUACCCCGACUACCCCCGCCACGGCACACACACACACUCAGCCGCACGCUCCGCAGACAGGUGGCAGUAUCUAAUGAUUCCCAGGAGGCUCUGUGGUCUGACGGAGUGGAAGGUGAGGAGGGGGUCCUAAAUGUAGCUUCCCUAGCCCUCCCCCUUUCCUCCUCUUCCUCAUCCUCCCAUCUUCACCAGCAGCCUUCUCUCCGGCUGGUCCCUGCCACCCCAGGGGCAUCCCCUCAACGGUCGCGCCCCAGUAGUGUUCACACCCAACACCCCUUCUCAAACCACGACCAGCACCACCUCUCCUCCUCACCCAACUCCCCCUCCUCCCUCUCCUCACCCCCUCCUCCCCUCCCCUCCGCUCACCCCUGGAGACAGGAAGAGGCCUCGGCAGACCACGAAGUGUCGCUCAUCAACCGGGCGGGGCUGGUGUCGAGUGAGGAUGUCACCGGUGUCGGACUGAGGUCAGAGGUUGGAGGUCUCGAGGGCAGUUACCAAGGUUAUGAGGUCGGUCGUGGUGAGGGGAGCCGGCCGUGCCUGAGGCAGCUGAAGAGGUUCCACAGCGCUGACGCCCAGGGGCGGAGCAUUCUAGCGUCCCGGCCACGCCCCCUGUCCUGGUUGGACGAUCCUCGGCGCCACUCAGUGGAGGUGUGUUCGUCUGUAGAGUCCAGCCCCCAGCGCAGCACUACGUCCACGUCCUCGGGGUUCGUCUCCCGAGCAGACAGCCUCCAGAUCCAUUCCCAGACCACAACAAAGACCCUGCCCUCUCCCCGACGCAAGAAGAAAAUGAGCCCCCCGUGUAUCUCCGUAGACCCCCCUGAUGGACUGGAGUCCCAGCCCGGCCUCCACCCUACCCUGGGAGGUUUGGGGGGCCUAGGGAUGCCCCCUCCCUUACCCAGCCGGGAUACCUCCUGUCUGAGGAGACGGGCUCCCUCCAGUGACUCCAAGGACUCCUUUGACCUCGGGGCAGGGGAGGGGCUGGGCCAGGAGGGAGGGGGGCCCAACCCCAAGCUGUUGACUCUGCCCAGCUUCUCCUUCGAGAAGACAAGCUCUGAGCACUGAACACUCUCACACACACUUAUGUACACACACACACACACACACACACACACACACACACACACACACACACACACACACACACACACACACACACACACACACACACAGACGAACCAUUAAGCACAUAGGCACACAAACACACACAUGCAAACACACGAUACACUUGGUGUAUCCGUGAUGGUGAUAGUCGUAGUAAUAAUACCGUAGAGAGUAAUUAUGGUAAAACUACAACAAAACGGUCAAAUCAUCCUUGGUUUUAUUGAGGAUCAGUGCAGUACUGUCGUAGUGUGACCAUCCCUUUUCUUUGUAUUGUUGUACUGCCAAAACCACAAGAACGCGAAAAGAACACAGCAUAAGCAGAGAUGAAACAAGAAUACAAACAUGACUGUUUCUCUUCUACCACACCUGCACGCCGCCAUUGGCUGCAGGUCGACCCCAUGACCUCUGGAGUGAAGUCAGCACCAAUAACUUUGGAUAGCGCCUGCCUGUGGCCACUAUUGGGAUGCUCAGUGUUAGACAGUGGGACUUCACCCUCACACGGGCAACAGUGGAGGUACAAAGCAAUAUGAACGAUUUAGAGACACUAUUUUCUUAAAUUAUUGGGCCAUAGUGUUUGUACAGGAUGUAGAUUUUUUUUAUUAUUUCAUUAUAUAUUUUUUGGGGGUGAUCAUUUUUGUGAUGGGUUUCAAUUUUUCUCUGUUUGUUUCAAUGUUCGAAAAAAUGUUUAGCUAGUCGGUUUUGUUUAAUUUUAGGGAUAUUUUCUAGCUUUCUUGAUUUGCUGAGGAAAGUGAUUUUUUUUCAAAGUGCUGAGAAUCAUGUAUUUGUAGGAUUAAUAUAUAUAUAUAUAUAUAUAUAUAAAAACAACUCAUUAAACUGAGCUUGGAUUUUUAAGCACAAGAAGGGGACUUUGGUGGUUUGAAGGUAGGCAACAGAAUGGGAUAAGUCAAUGUGUUGUUAUUUACUUCAUAACAAACAUGACAAACAUUAGGACUUUAGAGCAGUGUUUGAAGAUUUUUAUUGACAGGUUAAAAUCUAACGAGAUGCAUUAUCAUAUUUUCAAGGCUGUCCUGAUUUCACAAAAACACACAUACAGUAAUAUUCAAUCCAACAAACUCUGAUUUCUUCAACACAAUCCUGGGAAUUCGUUAUUACGUCUUGAAAGAACUUGAUGUAGUAUGUCUGAAUCUACAGUGCCUUCAGAAAGUAUUCAUACCCCUUGGCCUAUUCCACAUUUUGUUGUGUUAUAGUCUGAAUUAAAAACGGAUUUAAAAAAUG
Salmo salar (Atlantic salmon) is the source of this 8818-nucleotide messenger RNA. NCBI's taxonomy places the organism in Eukaryota, Metazoa, Chordata, Actinopteri, Salmoniformes, Salmonidae. The record is from RefSeq and is a predicted model, not a curated record.